This is a messenger RNA of Cherax quadricarinatus, 6272 nucleotides long. RefSeq lists its product as uncharacterized. NCBI's taxonomy places the organism in Eukaryota, Metazoa, Arthropoda, Malacostraca, Decapoda, Parastacidae. The record is from RefSeq and is a predicted model, not a curated record.
UAGCCAAUAUCGACAAAAGAAUGAUAUGAUAAGCACAAAUUUGACCACCGUACGUGACCAUAGAUGCAAAUAAUUACGAUAAAAAAUGCCAGACGUUGAUCAUUAUUCUGCUGAGGCCAGAUAAUAGACAAAUUACACCAGAGAUUAAUGAUAAAGUGAGGGAGGGGUGUGUGGGAGCAGCAGCAGCAGCGUCUGCACCUCCUCUACACAAUCUGUUCAUAUGAUGUGUAAUGUGAAGUGGCUGUAAAGAUGUCAGACACAGAAGAUGAAUGCCCCUCAAGAGCAAGUAAUAGUGGCAAUGAAUCUGAUAUCAAUGAACCCAGCACCAGUUGGGGCUCACGGAAGAGACCCAAGCUAAAGCACAAGUUUCUGUCGGACUCUGAGGAGGAGGAUCAUCCGAAAACCGGAGGUGAUCCAGAUGACUCGGAAGAUGAGGAUGACCCAAUGGAGGAGACAUUGGAAGGUGUCAAACAUACUAGUUCCCUGUUGAUGCAAAGGGAAGAUGUAGAAACGGGUGAUUCUGAGAGCAGCAAUGGUAUCCCAGGUGCUGAGACUUGCGCCAUCUGCCUGGGGCGAAUGCGGGGAGAAGUUGGGUCACCAGACUCCUGUGAACACAUCUUUUGUCUUAUCUGUAUCUUAGAAUGGGCCAAGACAAAUGCAACUUGCCCUCAAGAUCGAAAACCAUUUGACAAAGUGCAUGUGCGAAAGGCUUUUGGAGAACCCAUAGAUAGAGAUAUCCCUGUCAAGAAACAAAAAGAAGUGGUGUAUAUUCCUGAGGAAGAUAAUCCUACAUACUGUGAGGUGUGCAAUGAGUGUGAUAGGGAGGAGCGGCUUCUGCUGUGUGAUGGCUGCGACUUGGGGUACCACCUGGAGUGUCUUAACCCUCCCCUCACUCAAGUACCAGUGGAAGAGUGGUUUUGUCCAGGCUGUGUUGAUGUCAAUAUCCCAAGCACAGUUUCCAGUAGACAAGAAGAGUCUAAAUCCACGCGUGGCCCUACAUGUAUUCGUUCUUCAGCCCAGCAGUCCCGACAGCCUCGCCUCAUCCCACGAACAAGAGCCACUGAACGAAUCCGUAUUCGUAUUGAGCGCACACGAAAAAGUAUUAAAAAAAUGAAAAGGAAAAGAAGGAAGCAAGUUAGAAAGGAAAAAAUUGCUUCUGGUGAAAUUGAUGACCCAAGACCUGCAGUUAAACAUGUUUCAAAAUUUUCAUAUUUUGUUGAAGGUGACAAUGACAUAGAUGCCGAACAUACGGUAGAUGAGUUCGCUGAGCAGCUGCUUGCAGGGUCUAGCCAGCAGAGUUUUCGAUUCCAGGCUGAACGUAAAGCUAAUGCUGCAAGAUUAUUGCGAGACUCGGCUUUCAAGCCACAGGCAUCCUAUGCAGGAAAAACCUCCCAUGCAGUUAUAAAUCGUAUCAACACUGAAGCAGAGGGGCGCCCUGAUGACGUCUUGAGCAGUAUACUGGAGAAUCAAAGUAUUGCUUUUUCAUCCUCUAAGAAACUUACUUUAACAAAUGACAGGAAAUUGAAAAAGCAAGAAGGAAUAAAAGAUGACAUAAGCAAUGUGUCUCAAGAUGAAAAUGUAACUAUGUCAGAACCUUUACCUUCACUUAAACCUCCAUCUCAGCCACAAGGUGAAGCAAAUGAGAGCUCAGUAAAAGAAGAAACAAGAAGUUCUAGUUCGUCCAGUAAUAACAGCCAACGCCGUCCAUGUUUUCAGAGCUCACGAAGGCAAUCUCCUUACAAUCCAAGGCUUGGGUCUAGAUCACCACCCAACACAUCCUGGGUAGAUAAAGUUCCUAUGGUGAAUGCAUACCAGUCUUCUGCUGAUGAUAAACGGAGGUCUCCGUCCAGGACGUUUUAUUCAAGAGAGAAAGGUGCAUCCAUGAAUACACACCAGUCUCCUCUUGACGAUAAACGAAGAUCUCCCCCCAGACUUACAUUCCAUCAACACAACAGAAGGGAAAGGAAACGAAGUCUUUCUCCUGACAGGAGAAACUAUAAGUACCGUCAUAAUGACAGAUGGUCAGAGAAGCAUGAACAACCAAGAUACCAUAAAAGAAACUCUCCUCGCAGAAGAUCUGACUCGUGGCGAGAUGCUGCAGAUGAAACUUCUGCACUCUAUAAGACUUCGGAUGAAGACUUGUCCAAUAAUGAAUACAACAGUAAAUGGAAUUACUCGGGAAAUAGAAAUUUUCACAAGUCAAAUUAUGAAUUUGGCCAUUCUCAAAAGUUAUCUGGCAAAUGGUAUGGUGCAACCAAUACGAAAUAUGAUAGAAAUUUUUACAGAGAUCGACCACCCUAUAGAAAACAGCGCCCCUAUUACAGAAGAGGCAUGUCUCAGCGAUGGAACCACUUUAAUUUCAGAGGCAGAGGCUCAUUUGGCAAAAGAGAGAGAGAGAAUUAUGCUCAUAGAUCAUAUAAAUCAGCACAUGCAAGGACACGAUCAAGAUCACGCUCAAGGUCACGAUCGCGGUCACGCUCGAGGUCACGAUCGCGGUCACGAUCAAGGACACGAUCGAGGACACGAUCGAGGACACGGUCAAGGUCACGAUCAAGGACACGAUCAAGAUCACGAUCAAGGACAUGCUCAAGGUCACGGUUAAGAUCGCGGUCAAGGUCACGAUCAAGGACACGAUCAAGGUCGCGGUCAAGGUCGCGGUCAAAGACACGCUCAAAAUCACGAUCAAAGACACGAUCGAGGUCUAGAUCUAGUUCUGGGGCAAGAGAGCGAUCUCGGUAUCGUACACCUUCCAAUGAGAGAGAGAGCAAGCUACACUCACAGUGGGGAUAUACUUCAGACAGUGAUGCUGCAAAUAUAAAGAAUGACAGUGUAAGUCAAAACUUGCAGUGUGUGAAUACUUCCUCUUUGAAUAAUGAGAGGGAAGUUGAUGUAAAUGACAAGAAGUCAACCAAGCCAGUGAAUACUGAUAAUCUACUUAAUACUUGUACAGAGAGGGAGAGUAUUCAUUUAGCUGAUAUAAGCAAAGAUAAUACACAUGUGAGCAAAUAUAAAAAUGUGGAUGAUCAGCAUGAGAACAAAACUGAUAAUCAGGAAACAGAAAAGUGUAAAUUACAGUGUAUGGCAGAAAGUAGAACAGGUGAGAUAGAUACAAAAGACCAUGAUGAACGUAUUAGAGAGAGAGUUCGAAAUAUCCAAACUGCAAUGUCAAAAAGCAGUUUCUCAUCCUUCGUGAAUGAGGUUCAGGAACUGAAAAAGACCAGUCAAGAAAGCUCCGUAUGUAGUACUAAAGAAAAUGUGAAUCCUUAUUUUGACAAAACUGAUAGUAAAAUUGACAAGAUAAAUAAUUGGAGUCAGGAUAAUUGGAGUAGUAUCCAUUGUGAAGAUGAAAGUCCACCUGAUAAUGCCAACUUCAAAAUCAAGAGUAUCAAGAACAAGAAAAGUCAGGUACUGACUUCUCUAUUUGGGGACGAUGAUGACAGUUAUGAUAAUGACUCGGAUAAACAUGACUCUGAAACCAUUUAUAUUAAUGAAGGAGAAAGUCACAUGGUAAGAGAGGCAAAUGAGAAGAAAUCAGAGUUUAGCAAUAAAGAUAAAAGCUUAAAAUGUAGCUUACAUACAGGGCACAUUGACAAUAUUACAAAUGAAAGCAUACAGUCAAGCUCUCCAUGGCUUCCUAAAGGUUGUGCUUUGUUGAAACAAGGAGAGCCAUACACCAAAGAUGACACUGGUGAAACUACCAUGCAGAAAAGGUCCCAGUCAGUAAUUGGGAAAGAUGAAGGUUCUAGUAAAUCAGUGGGAACUGAGAAGAGCAAAAGAAACCAUCAUGAAGUACACCUUCAAAGCAUUGAUAUGUUUUCUAAGACUGAACCUAGAAAUGAUAAAAAGGUUGAAGAAAUUAAGUCUUCCUUAGAUUUUUAUUCUUUGUUUGGAGAUGUGGAUAGCACUGAAGCAAAAGGUGUUAAAAGUAAAUAUAAAUCAAGUAAGCAAGAAGCUGAAUCCUCACACACAAGUAAAGGGUCUCUUUCCAAAGACAGGAGACAUGAUAAAGAGAAAGAAACAAAGAACUGGAAAGAUAAUUAUAAAAGUAGUGCAUCAAGUGAAGAUUUUAAACAAGCUGAAAAUAAUGAGGCUGAGGAUGGCAAAUAUAAAAGUCGUUCUCAGUUAUUUGCCAUGUGCAGCAGUAUAAGCAAGGAAUCACACCCUCAGGCUGAAGCAAAGAAAGGUGAUAAUUUAGAAGGCAAAAUAUCCAAAACAGAGAAUAUUAAGCUAAAAGAUAGCAAAUCUCACCAAAGUAAGCAAUUGGAGUCAAGAUCUUCACAUAGCAAAACUAAUGUGAAAAAUUGUACAUUAGUCUAUGACAAAGAUGAUGAAGGAUAUGAGAAGAAGCAGGCUCUCUUCUCUAAAUUGUUUGGGAAUACAGUGGAUAUUGAGAGUGCAAAUUCAUCAGAUUAUGGCAUGAAAGAAAUUAUGGAGAAGAAAGAAGGACUUAGAGUUGAUAGUAAAGAUGAUUGGACAGUGUGUGUAAAGUCUUUUGGAAAGUAUUCUAAAGAAUAUGGUGAUAUAGGAAAAAUGGCAGAGAAACAUACACACAUCCAAGAAGAGAAACUAUCUAAACACCUCGUAUCAGAAAUUGAUUUGAGCAACAAAGAUAAAAAUGAAGAUAAAAGAAGCACCUCAAUAGAUGAGAAAAAAAGUAACGAGUUUAGAGUAGAAAAAAGUCAAGACAAAACUGAAGCAAAGGAUGCAGAAAAAUUGGCUUGUCUCAGGCCAGUAGAAAGUAAAGCAGAUGCAGUUCCCUCACACUCCAGGCAGAUCACUGCUCCAGGGCACACCAACACUUAUAAACCUCAAUCAGCAUCAUCAGGGGACACCAAAAAGGAUGACUUGCGCCUCAAGAAGAUUGCCUUAGAAGUUAAAGUGGUGGAGGAAGUUAAGAAAUGGUUAGACCCUUACUAUCGCGACAAGUCCGUAAACAAGGAAGAGUACAAGCAGAUUGUUGCUAAGUGUGUUAAAAAGGUUGUAACAGCAGAAUGCGGUGACAUAAUUGAAAGUGAGAAGAUGCGUGGCUUGGUAGAUGGAUAUGUAGUACUGUACAAGCAUCGCAGAACAAAGCUGCAGCUGACCUCCUCUAACUGAUGCCUCUUGAAGACUUUUAAGACCACAGCAUCUAGAAAUUCUAUUCUGUGAUUACCACAUUUGAAUAUGUGAUAAAAAAAAAUACUGUUUUCAUGGUGUAUAAACACUAAAUGUACAAAAUAUCCCAUUUUGAUUUUGGUUAGUGCAGUUGAAAAAUCGUCAUUAUAAUUAGUUUUAUUUUAAGAUUAUUAAAAGGUAACAAUAAGUAUAUACAGAAAGUUUGAAAUCCUUUUGGUAUAAAUGGGUUAUUUUAUUAUUUAAAAUGUAUUUAGAAGACUCACGCUAUUAUUUCUUAGUAUAUUUCGUUUGCUCAAGCUCUGAACGAUGUUAUCAACUUUUGUAGCAUUAAUUUUUUCUUCUAUUCUGUACUAUGCUUAAACACUAUUAUUCUGGUCAUGUCAGAAGCUUUCUGUCAGACUGAGUACUGUAUAUCUAAAAUAUUAUAUAAAUGCUCUGUAUGUUUUCUUUAAAUUGUUUUGAUACAGGUGUUGUAGAUGAUUUAAGCCUCAAUUAUGUUAGAAUGCAGCAAAAUAACUGCAUAAUUACAGAGUAGUAUAAAAAAGAAUAACUUAAUUAGAAGACUUAUUGUGAGGCUAUGCCACUGGCUACUAAAAUGACUUAUGGCAAGAGUGAAGUCUAUCAUAACUGAUGAAUAAAGUAAAAAAAAAAUUUCAUUUCAUUUCUUGCAUUCCUUCACACACGAUGAGCAAAGAUGCAAGAAUGUUUCCAGGUCGACCGACCUGUUUGUGCUUACGUGACACCGUGUGUACAUCUGCUUGUACACGUUUCUAGAAAAUGCUGCUUGUGCUCUUUUAAGUGUUUUGAUAAAACUGUUAUGGAUUAUUUAAGGAGGGCAUUUCUAUAUGAACCAUUCAGGUUUAGCAGGUGAUUUUUUAUAUAAUAAAUAUGAGAGUAUUUAAAUUUACUGUAAUUUAAGUGUAAUUGGUUUUGAAUUAGGUCAGUAUAAGAACUUAGUACAAGGUUUGGAAUUAUUCUUUAUUUUGGCCUCAUGAAUUAUUUCAGCAUUGAAAAGUCUCUUAACCAUUGUACAAUAUUAUAUUAUCAGAUACUAACUAUUUGGCUAAUAGUAACCCAGAAUAAAAAAAAAAGUACACUAAUCUGUACAUAUGUACAGGGUAUGAAUUUCAAGCUUUCCUUAAUUUUAUAAUUCAUUA